AUGGUCCAUGCCAACGGAAACGUCAAGGGUAACACCUUCCUCUUCACCUCCGAGUCUGUCGGUGAGGGUCACCCCGACAAGAUUGCCGACCAGGUUGCUUGCGAGACUGCCACCAAGACCGGUAUGAUCAUGGUCUUCGGUGAAAUCACCACCAAGGCCCGCCUCGACUACCAGAAGAUCAUUCGUCAGGCCAUCAAGGACAUUGGUUACGACAGCUCCGACAAGGGCUUCGACUACAAGACCUGCAACGUCCUCGUUGCCAUUGAGGAGCAGUCGCCCGACAUUGCCCAGGGUCUCCACUACGAGGAGGCUCUUGAGAAGCUCGGUGCUGGUGACCAGGGUAUCAUACCCGACACCAAGACUCAGGUCACCGUUGAGUACGAGCACGACGGCGGUGCCGUCAUCCCCAAGCGCGUCGACACCGUCGUCGUUUCCGCCCAGCACAGCCCCGACAUCACCACUGAGCAGCUCCGCAAGGAGAUCCUCGAGAAGAUCAUCAAGAAGGUCAUCCCCGCCAAGUACCUCGACGACAAGACCGUCUACCACAUCCAGCCCUCAGGCCUCUUCAUCAUUGGUGGUCCCCAGGGUGACGCCGGUCUUACUGGCCGUAAGAUCAUUGUCGACACCUACGGUGGUUGGGGUGCCCACGGUGGUGGUGCUUUCUCCGGAAAGGAUUACUCCAAGGUCGACCGUUCCGCUGCCUACCUCUCCCGCUGGAUCGCCAAGUCCCUGGUCAAGGCUGGUCUCGCUCGCCGCUGUCUCGUCCAGCUCUCCUACGCCAUUGGUGUUGCCGAGCCUCUUUCGCUCUUCGUCGAGUCCUACGGUACCUCUGACAAGUCUUCUGACGAGCUUGUCGAGAUCAUCCGCAAGAACUUCGACCUCCGUCCCGGUGUCAUUGUCAAGGAGCUCAACCUCACCAACCCCAUCUACAACCGUACUGCCAAGAACGGUCACUUCAGCGACCAGACCUUCACCUGGGAGCAGCCCAAGGAGCUCAAGUUCUAA
Aureobasidium musti is the source of this 1005-nucleotide messenger RNA. The record is from the annotation of a GenBank genome assembly. NCBI's taxonomy places the organism in Eukaryota, Fungi, Ascomycota, Dothideomycetes, Dothideales, Saccotheciaceae.